Molecule: messenger RNA, 807 nt
Organism: Hyaloscypha bicolor E
Lineage: Eukaryota; Fungi; Ascomycota; Leotiomycetes; Helotiales; Hyaloscyphaceae
Exons: 4
Coding region: 1-807 (268 amino acids)
Cellular component (GO): membrane
Source: RefSeq, a predicted model, not a curated record
AUGACCGUCCUCGAGUCCCAGAAUGUCUACUACCUCUGGAAAUUUCUUCCCUCAACACCAGCAGCAGUCGCCUUCCUUCUCCUCUUUAUCGUCACCACUGCCUUGCACACCUGCAGAAUGAUUAAAACGAAAAUCUGGUUCUGCACCGUCUUCGUCAUUGACGGCUUCUUAAUCGGAUACAUCGGCCGCUGCAUCGCCCACAACAGCACCGGGACACUCAUGCUCUUCAUCCAGCAAAACUUCUUCAUUCUCCUCGCCCCCGCCUUGUUUGCAGCGAGCAUCUACAUGGUGUUAGGUCGCAUCACUUGGUCUGUUCGCGGGGAACGACACUCCUUGAUUCGCACGCACUGGCUGACCCAUGCCUUCGUGUUCGGCGACGUGUUGUCAUUUAUGAUUCAGGGAGUCAUCUCGUUCGGGCUUUUUAUCAUCACGGCGGUCAUUUUCCAAGUGCGGAUCAGCAAGUUCACCACAGCAGAGAGUUACAAUAAUCCAGAUGUGCCGUGGAAAGGGAAUUUGUAUGCUUUGUAUGCGAUGAGUGUGCUGGUGUUGAUAAGGAGCAUAUUUAGGGCUGUGGAGUACUCGAUGGGGUAUGAUGGGUAUGCGUUGGCGCAUGCGUGGACGUUAUAUGUUUUUGAUAGUAUGCCGAUGGCCUCUGUAAUGGUUGUUUGCUUUUGGAGGUAUCGAAUUCAGACUGCCCACCAGGGGAAUAAGCGGGGUGUUUGGGGGACUGGGGCGAGGUCACGGGGGCAUUCAGUUUUAGAAACACACUCGAUUACGGGCAUAUUUGCGGGAUUUGGAUCAGUUUAA